Molecule: messenger RNA, 2643 nt
Organism: Aspergillus uvarum CBS 121591
Lineage: Eukaryota; Fungi; Ascomycota; Eurotiomycetes; Eurotiales; Aspergillaceae
Exons: 6
Coding region: 1-2643 (880 amino acids)
Biological process (GO): nuclear-transcribed mRNA catabolic process, nonsense-mediated decay
Cellular component (GO): telomerase holoenzyme complex
Molecular function (GO): telomerase RNA binding; telomeric repeat DNA binding; protein binding
Source: RefSeq, a predicted model, not a curated record
AUGGCGUCCGCGUUCCAGGAUACGUGGCAAACUGCGCUCAUUCUCGAAAAAGCGCUUUUCAAGAGCCUUGCCGAAAAAGAGCCCACGUUUGCCGAAAUCUCCCAUCACCUGUCGGAACUUCGCUCCGCUUGCCAAAAUGCUAUUCUUCAGGACCUCGACGCCGCCCGCUCCGUGGAUGUCGAAGGACGCCUCUGGGAUAGUCAUCUCAAAAUCAACACUCGAUUUCGUAAAUUGCUGUCUCGCUUCCGCGAGGAAAACGGGAAGAAGAAGAAACCGGUAGAGAAACGGAAGCUCGAGAAGCACUACCUCGAAUUCAUCAAAUCCAGUCAGCGAUUUUAUCGAGGCUACAUCCAACAAUUGUCCUCCCAUGUCGGUGGGAUUCCGGAGCUGGAAAAGGUUGCCCGGAAAUUCAAUUUCGACAAUCUGUCGGCGGAGCCGCCCUUGCAACCUACGGAAGCCCUCAGAAAGCGGAUCCUUCAAUCAUGCCAUGCGACCUUGAUCCGCCUAGGCGAUCUUUCCCGCUAUCGCGAGACCGAGUUGGUCACCAAGGAGCGCAAUUGGGGCCCCGCGAUUGGCUAUUACGACCUGGCCACUCUGAUCUACCCAGCCUCUGGCGCGUCGCAUAACCAGCUAGCAGUCAUUGCAUUGGCUGAUGGCAAUCACCUUCGAGCUACGUAUCAUUUGUAUAGGGCUCUAGCAGCCCAGGAGCCGCACCCGUCAGCUAAGGGUAACCUGGAGAUUGAGUUUAGGAAAGUCAUGAAUGCAUGGGCUAAGCGGGAGCUGAUCCGUCCCGAAGAUGCUGGGAUUCCCGGCAAGGCAUUGGCUCCUUGGUUUGUAUAUCUGCAUGCGCAAUGUUACAAGGGUAGCGAUUUCCUCGAGCAUGACGAGCUGGAGAGCGAAGUACUCAAUCAACUCGCUGUUGACUUGAAGGAACGCUCACUCGAAGGCACUUUACAAAAAUUUGUUUUGAUAAACAUCAGCGCAGAAGAAUUCUCCAGGUUACGCUCGAAUGAAGAGUCCGUGUCCAAUGCGCGCGCUUUCUUUCAGCGGCUCAAUGUGAAGACGUUCUUCACCCUGCUUCAGAUUCUUCUUGCAGAAGUUGAGCGAUUUGCGGUUGAAGACUCGAGCAACAAGGACGCGCAGACCGGUCCUGACAAGGUCACUGUGGUCGCUCGUCGGGUUCUCCCCGCACUCCGAAACUACAGCUCCUGGUUACUCACGGUCAGCCACUUGCUAGCAGCGCAUAAACAAGAAAGGGAUACACCUCUGGCGGUUCAAAUCACGGAGUUUUGGAAGAUAUACGCCAACACAUUGACUCUUCUGGCCUCAACUUUCGACGUAGUGCAUCUUCCCGAAAUCGACUAUCUCUUGGAAGAAGAUGAAGAGACUCUGGCCUUUGCGCCCCUGAGCAAAGACACAACUUCUCGCAGAUACCUGGGUUCCAACGGUCAACAGAAGCCUCGAAUGAAUGACCCAGGUGUGGAACGUAAUCACCCCAACAUGGAAAUGUUUUAUCGAAUCCGCGAGUUUGUGAUCGAUGGCUUGGAUUUGGUAGUCAGCAAUAAGAUUCCCAUCGCACUCGUUGAUGACGAAGACAAGAAGACUUUCAUCUACAAGGAAGAAGACCUCCCUUCGCAGUUUUUUGCGAGUCCCCCGGGGCACAGUCAUACGCUGUCCUCCGCGAGAGUUGAACGGGAGGAAAUACAACAAGCGAACCGUGAUGUCAACCAGGCCCCAGAUGCUCCGAGUGUUUACGGUGGAUCGCAGUCGGCAUCGAUGUCUGCUAGUAUGAACCGCAUACUCGAAGGCGUGGAACGUUUGGUUGAGUCGGACACGUACGAGAACGCUCCGAGCGUGCCAGAAAGUCUGACUCUUCCGCAAAGUGCUAGCCGGCAGCGGCCAUCAAGUCAGUACUUCGAUCCGAGCACGGAAACAAUCUUCCGCGAGGAUUUUCUUCCUCGGCAGACUCCGGUUGCCCCUCCAGGACUUCCACCGCCCGUGGCCAGCGGCUCGGCCCCUCUUGCCCGUGUUUCGUCAUCCCAGUCCUAUACUGCACGACCUGCGCUUCCCAGCAUCCCCAGCAUCUGGAACACAUCCCUAUCUUCCAGCCUCGGUGGUGAUGCUCCCUCUCCUCGGACGCCUCCCGGGCUCGGACAUCAGUACCCAACUCAUUCACUGUCGGGAAGCAUCGGCAGCCCGUCAAGUCACUACCCAUCUCACGAGUCACUUACGAACGAGCUAUUGCUUCGCCAGAGUCUGAUGAACCAAGUUCCAGCCGCUGGAUACCUUCACCGCAUCCCCGGCCCAGGCACGGUUCCCUCUUCCUGGAUACCCUCCUCGAGUCCAUCAACGCAGAGCCACCGGCUUUCCGGUCUUGCAUGGGACCGAGCACUUCUAGACACGGGCGUCAGCGGGGGAUCGAUCGCUCUCCCCAACAACCAACCGUCGGCAUCAGCACCAAACAUGGGCUCCCCUAGCGGUUUAGUCAACUCAUCGUGGGCCAAUGAUGCCUUCCUUGCCAGCACCUUGUCCUCCGGUGCAGGCUACUCUAGCUCUUCUGGCUUCAACAGCAGUGCCCGCCAAUCUUCUCCACAGUACGGUGCUAUUGGUCAGAAUAGCACUCGCUAUGGUCACGGCGGUUGA